Molecule: messenger RNA, 2819 nt
Organism: Drosophila gunungcola (fruit fly)
Lineage: Eukaryota; Metazoa; Arthropoda; Insecta; Diptera; Drosophilidae
Gene: Pop1
Product: ribonucleases P/MRP protein subunit POP1
Biological process (GO): tRNA 5'-leader removal
Cellular component (GO): nucleolar ribonuclease P complex; ribonuclease MRP complex
Source: RefSeq, a predicted model, not a curated record
GGCGGGUCAGAAAACCGGAUGAGCACCCAGAAGUUGGAGUACGACGCCGUCAUGGGCGGCCGGGUGAGCCUGCCCACGCACGUGACCACGUACUUGUACGCGGCCGGGGUGCUCCAGGAGAUCCGGAACCUGGUGUCUGAUUGCCAGGAGACGACGCAGCGGAGCAGCAAGCUAAUCUUCCAGACGCUGCCCAAGCACAUGCGCCGCCGGGCAAUGUCGCAUCAUCCCAAGCGGCUGCCGCGCAAAUACCGCCAGGCGCACAAAUCCCAAAUGGGCAAGGGCGGCAACCAGCCGGUCAAUGGGAAGCGGCCCUCGAGGAAGUACCGCCGGCGACCCAAGAAUCUGAUGCGCGAGUAUGUGCGCCGGCAGAGGCGCCACCUCUGGCUGGAGACGCACAUCUGGCACGCCAAGCGCUUCCACAUGGUGGAGCGCUGGGGCCACCGGCUGGCCCUCGCCAGCUGCGACAAGACCUACCGCGCCUGCUAUCGCGCCAGUGCGGAGCACUGCCUGCUCCAGGACAUCUCCUUCUACGGCUGCGUAGAGUUGCGUGGUCCCUUGGACACCCUGCGCCAGGGAUUCGCUCGACUAACCAGUCCGCAGUGCGGGCUGGGCAUCGCAGCCAGGACCUUCUUGAGCGGACGUCGCGAGGGCAGCUUGGAGCUGUUCGAGGACGGCCGGUAUCCGCAUGGCGCACUGCAGCGGGCCAGCUUUAUGUGGCGGCCAAGCGUGAAGGAUAAGGAGGAGCACACACUCUGGCUGUGGCUGCAUCCCAGUGCCGCCCAAGCUACGCUUAAGCAGUUGAUCAGCGUGUUCCAGCUCAAGUCCAAGAAGCAACAGAAGCUGCCACUGAAAGAAGAGCUGGAGGAGCACAAAAUGGAGGUGGAAACAACGGAGUCUAGGCCCAAAAAAGACAAGGAGAAUCUUGGCCAGGGAGAUGAACUAGUUAAGGAGGUGUCCAAGAAGAAACCCCUUCGCUUCUGGACACAGACAAAAGCUUUCGAGCUGCAGCCCAGUUACUCCAAUACCGAUGGCACCCUCCAUUUGGUGGAGCUGCAGCGGCAGUUCAAUCGCUUCCGUCUGACGGGCCCCAACGCCCAACGCGUUUUGGCCGCCAGCCUGCGUCCGCAUCAGGAACAGGAAGAGCUGCAGAAUGACCAAGCGAACUACUGCCAAGCGGCUCUGCAGCUGGGCUCGCCGGCCGAACUGCUCUCCAACUUAGUGAUGGGCCUCCAGGUGGUGGAUCCCCGGCUGCAGCGACCAAAGAAGCGCACGAAAGCGGAGGGGAAAGCAGAACAGUCACGAUCCCCGGGGGAUCUCCUCGUCAAUCAGCCAAAGAAUCUCCCAGAGAGUCCAUUGUGGAGCAGGGAAGUGCGCGAGCGGUUGGCCAAAGGCAUCAUGUCCACCCACACGUACGAGCAGCUGCGUCAACAACAUGCCGUGGUGCCCGGCGCUCCGUGUGCCUUCGAAAAGCAAAUGCAGGCCGUGCCGGUGAUUCUCGUACAACGACCCGGAUCUCAGGACUUCAGAUACAAGAGAUUGACCUACGGUUGCGGCUGGGAUGUGAUUGCACCGGCCGGAUACGGCAUGGCCCUCUGGCUGACGCUCACCAUGUGGGGCGCCCGCCCGGGCGGACUUAGAGAACUGGAUUCGGUGGCCAGGGAGGCGGGCACUGAGAUGCAUUUGCCGGAUACAGUGGCGGGCAUUCAGCAGGCUGCGGCUUCAGCGGAUGAGCUUCGUGGCCGCUACUUUCGGCUGCCGCCGAACAAGCGCACCAACUACCGAAAGCUGGCGGUGGCCAGUCCGUUCAGUGCUCCCUGGAAGCAGCUGGUGCGCGACUGGCGCUCGUCGCCCAGCGUUUCUACCGCCUACUACUAUGUGCUGCGCCAUCGCCAACAGCUGGAGGAGAUUGCCGAGGCAUUGCGAAAACGUAGGCCUCUGUCGGAGCCGCUGCCCGACGAAGAGGCACUCAUUCAGAUCCAACUCCGAAUGAUAUCGCGUGGUCAUGUGAAGAGCAACGCCCUGAUUUGCCUGCCCACGGAGGCGGAUCACAAGCAGCGCUGGCGGCAGAUCAAGCGGAGUGACCGCCCCGUUCAUGUGGAGCCACCGCAGCCCGAUUUGAAUGAGCAGCCACGCAAGGAUCUGCGCCAGGGGCACAAGCUCAAGCUGAAGCGAUUGCGGGCGCGAAGGGUGCGGGAAAAGCGACGCCUGCAGGAAACGGCCACCAAAAGAGUGCACAUCCGGGCGGCAAACACGGCUCACCUGGUGCGCGCCCAUCUGCAGGAGAUGUGCCGCCUGUGGCUGCCCACCGAUCCGGCGGAGAUGCGCGGCAGCGUGCGCCGGCAAUGCAGCCGCCAAGUCUUCGGCUACGUAAGCUCGGCCGGAUUCAGCUUCACGGAGGCCCUUGCCUGUGCCGUGGGAUACGUAACGACUGGAGGUCUGCAGCAACUCAUCGGGGAACUCCAAGCGCCGAGCUCCAAGGGGCCCCUGAUGUGCCUGGUGCGCGAUCCCGAUAGCCGGGACUACCGCUGGGCCAGCUUUCAGAUCAAUCUUAAUGUGGCCAGUCCAGCCUUUUAACCUGAUCUAGCCUUGGGCUUAGUAUUUCUAGAUGUUAGCCUACUAUGUACCAAAUAGAUAAUGCUAUCACAUAGCAAAGAAUGAUGUUUGAGCUAUGUUUAAAUCUGCAUUUAAACUCCUGAAAAAUUAAAAAAAAUGGAUUUGCACUCCUGAAUUUCUUAUCCCAUAACAUGUAAACUCAAAUAAUUGCAUAAUCAAUCCUAUCAUGGGCUUCCGAUAAAUAAACACCGUCGAAAUUUGUUGUA